Rhinocladiella mackenziei CBS 650.93 is the source of this 1128-nucleotide messenger RNA. RefSeq lists its product as uncharacterized. NCBI's taxonomy places the organism in Eukaryota, Fungi, Ascomycota, Eurotiomycetes, Chaetothyriales, Herpotrichiellaceae. The transcript has a single exon. Bases 1 to 1128 code for a protein of 375 amino acids. The record is from RefSeq and is a predicted model, not a curated record.
AUGCCUAUUCCAAAGAAACCCACCACCAGCCUCAGCCGACACAGUCGACAGGUGUCAUCGUCAACCAAGAGCACCGUCUCGGGGAGGAGAACAUCAUUCGGCUCCUCCGACUAUCGUUCUACCACUCUCGAGCCCAACCACAUUAUUGUCGAGGACGAGCAGAUGGACGAUGAAAGAUGGAGUCGACUGGCUUUUGCCCUGGGUAUGCCGUAUGGAGAGAGCUCACGCUCCAGCACGGAGGCCAGAAAAUUGGCCCAAAAGGUCAAAAGCCGGAGGUCCGUGAGCAGCAGAGAGAUGACCGAGCUUCUGGUGCCUUUGCUGGUCUCGAUAGCCAAGAAUCAUAAGAUGAUCAAGUGUCGAACAAACACUCUUUUCCAUCGAGAUGGCGUCCCCGAUGAAGUUCCGGACUUUGAAGUCGAGGAAGGCUGGAAGAUGCAGUUGCCUACGCCAAAGCCUUCCGUCACCAUCGGUUACUCGUCCCGCGCAUUCACGUCCCAUCAGAUCGAACUCCAACAAGGUAUCAUUGCAAACAACCAAAACGAGCCAUGCGACCUCAGCAAGCUGUCCCAGCCAGUUCCGGAUGUCUACUGGCCAUUUUUGGUAAUUGAGAUCCAAGAUGAGUCGAUGCUCGCCGCACGGAAUGCCGCUGCGGGAUCCGCAGCCACCUGCAAUAACGCACUCAUGGUCUUCGCCGGUGCGGCGCAGGAGCCAGAGAAGAAUUACCACGACGUAAAUUUCCUAUGGGGGUUGAGCAAGGCCGCGCAGUCAUUCUCGCUGGCUAUCAACGGCAAAACGGCAUGCCUCAACACGCACAAUUCAGAAGGCUGUUUACCUCAUGCGGUAGCAGCCAUCAGGACAUACCGACUCGAUGAUGAGAAAGAGGUGGAGGCCAUGGCUUCCCGCAUCAGCAGUAUCCUGGUGUGGGCUGAAAAUUGCAGGCUUCCCUCCAUCGGUGACCUAUUGAAUACUUUUGAUAAGCGCGUCCAGCUUGCAAAGGAUUCCUUGACCCAAGGGAGAGACUCAUAUGCGCCGUCUGAGCUGGCGAACUUUGGUGUGACCCCCAAGACAAGGAUGACCAUCAUCAAAAGCGUUUUGGCCGAGAGCUUACCCAGAUGGGCGCGGGUAUAA